This is a messenger RNA of Mustela erminea (ermine), 939 nucleotides long. It is a transcript of the gene CIMAP3, whose product is annotated as primary cilia formation. Lineage: Eukaryota; Metazoa; Chordata; Mammalia; Carnivora; Mustelidae. The coding region runs from base 41 to 775 and encodes 244 amino acids. The record is from RefSeq and is a predicted model, not a curated record. The transcript has 6 exons. Gene Ontology annotation, molecular function: cytoskeletal protein binding. Gene Ontology annotation, cellular component: ciliary basal body. Gene Ontology annotation, biological process: regulation of cell projection organization.
CUUCUUGGUUACUCACUUCAUCUUACGAGAGUGGUGACUCAUGGAGCCAUUGUUAAAUGAGGGCAACAGCUCGGUUCAAAGGCCCUCCAAUGGGGACAUUGGGUACAAAGCUUCUUGGAGAUCUUCAAAGUCCAAGCCAUCUGAUCCAUUUGAGUACAUGAAUGACAAAAUCCUGCCAUGGAUCACCCAUCCAGAUCUUUGGAAGCUUGUUGAAGAGACGCUGGUUAGCUACCCCUUUGGUACACGUCAACAGAGGAAGCUCUUUCCUCACUACCACCCCCAAAACUUGUUGGGGAACAAGUUUCUCCCUCUUCGAGGAGCGCCCCACAGAGGGCCUGGGUGUUACAUAGCAGAAGAUGUAUAUGGAUUGGCAUACAACCUCUCUAAGAUCCCGACCAGUAAAAAAGGAUAUACUUUUGGUGCCAGAACAGCUGAGAGGUUUAAGGCGAUCAACAAGGACACGAUGCUUUACCCAGGCAUGUACCAGGCUUCAAAUCCUCAGGAGCAAAUACACAAACAAAAUUUUGCUCCAUUCAAUGCCUUGUUGCCUCGAUUUAAGACAUACUCAAAGGACAAUUCUUAUCCUGGCCCUGGCACAUACAACCCGGAGAUGAAGCCACCCCCCAAAAUCACUUGGCCAAUGAAAUUUGGAUCUCCAGACUGGGCUCAGGUUCCAUGUCUACAGAAAAGAACCCUAAAAGCUGAGUUGUCCACCGACAAGGACUUCAGAAAGCACCGGAACCGUGUGGCCUACCUAAGCCUGUUUUACAAUUGAGGUGCUGUGACUACCUUCACGCGCCCCUCCUGACCACAGAUCUAGGACUGAGGACAGGACUGCUCUUCCCCCCUGCACUGCUGUGCUCGCUUGUCUGCCAGCAUGGGACCAAGGGAGGGAAGGGACUCCUAACUCCUAUGUGAGAACAGAAAGACUACAUCAGA